Molecule: messenger RNA, 1491 nt
Organism: Verticillium alfalfae VaMs.102
Lineage: Eukaryota; Fungi; Ascomycota; Sordariomycetes; Glomerellales; Plectosphaerellaceae
Product: MFS transporter
Exons: 5
Coding region: 1-1491 (496 amino acids)
Biological process (GO): transmembrane transport
Cellular component (GO): membrane
Molecular function (GO): transmembrane transporter activity
Source: RefSeq, a predicted model, not a curated record
AUGACUGACUCCACGGUCAAGGAUACUACCAUGGCCGCUAAGAAUACAGGCAAAGAAGGCCAGGUCGAUGUUCAACUCGAGGACAAGGCCGACGCCCGCGAGGAGCACGUCUCGCCUCGCGAUAUUCAGGGGCAAUUCGACCUUCUGCGCGACCUCAGCGAUGCUGAAAUGGAAAAGUUGAACAGAUCAGUUGUCAAGAAGAUCGAUUGGCGUAUGAUGCCCUGCAUCACUAUUAUGUUUCUCAUGAAGCUGGGGGGCUUACAGGAAGACCUCCACAUGACGGAUACGGUAUGGAAUACGGGAAUCUCAACUUUCUAUAUUGGCUAUCUUGUUGGCCAACUUCCUGGCAACCUAUGGCUAGCCAAGGCGAACCCUCGAUGGUUCCUCCCGUCAGUCAUGAUGGCGUGGAGCGCCGCGACCAUCUGCAUGCCUGCCAUGAAGAGCGGCGCUGGCUUCGCUGUCUGUCGCUUUUUUAUUGGCCUUGCUGAGGCACCCUUCUUCCCUGGUAUCACCUUGAUGACAUCCUCUUGGUAUACAAAGGCGGAGAAUCCUAUGCGCAUGGCCAUCUGGCAUGCCGGAAAUACCAUCUCCAACAUUCUGUCUGGUUUCCUGGCAGCGGGUAUCCUGACAACCAUGGACGACAUUGGUGGCCUGCAUGCCUGGCAAUGGUUCUUCAUCAUCGAAGGUGCUGCAUCCAUCCUUGUGGCUCUUGCUGCUUUCUAUUUGCUGCCCGACUGGCCGCACAACACUCGCUUUUUGUCUCCGGCCGAACGAGAAAUGGCCCAAUAUCGAGUGCUCUGCUCCAAUGGCGGAAAGGAUGAAGGCAUCGGCGGCACUUGGGACGGCAUCAAGGAAGCUAUCAUGGAUCCUUUCACGUGGUUCUUUUGCCUGAUGCACUUUGCCUUGGUCACUGCUCAAGCUUUCAAGGAUUUCCUCCCUUCGAUCGUCAAAACUUUCGACUUGGGCGAGCUCACGACCUAUUUCAUUCAAGCGCCUCCUUAUGCUUUUGCAUAUGCGUUUGCAUGCGCCUGUGCCUGGUCGUCAGGACGCCGUCAGGAGUCAUUUUGGCAUAUUGUCAUUCCCAUCAUCGGGAGCAUGAUCGGUUGCGCAGUGCUCAUCUCGACGGAGAACAUAGGCGCCCGCUACUUCGGCCUCUUCCUUCUCAUCUCCGGCACCUACAACGGCCUCAAUUUGCAACUGUCUUGGGAGACGACCGUCGUGCCGGCACCGCGAAGCAAGAAGGCUGCCCUGAUCGCCAUUGCCAACUGCAUCAGCCAGUGCAGCCAUUGGUUCAGCCCUUACUUCUGGCCCCGUGCCCAUGAGCCCUUUUAUCGCCUUGGCGGCGGGCUCGUCCUAGUUGGUUGCGUGCUAGUUAUCGUCUCAGCCGGACUCGCAAGGUGGCGUGCGCAGAAGCUGAACAAGAAGCUGGACAUUGCCGAGGGAUGGUCGGAGCAUUCGGGCGUGGAGCGGGGCUGGAGAUUCGUAUACUGA